AUGCUGAGCCUGUUGUGUCUGACCCUCUUCUUUGUUGGGUGCUCCACGGCUGGAACCCCAGCACCCGUGUCUGAGGAUGUGCUGGUGGGCAUUGUGGGGGGCCACAAUGCUCGGCAGGGGAAGUGGCCAUGGCAGGGCAGCCUGAGGAUUUACAGCUACUACAUGACCUCGUGGGUGCACAUCUGUGGGGGCUCCAUCAUUCACCCCCAGUGGGUGCUGACUGCUGCCCACUGCAUUCGCAAGAGAAACGCUGACCCAUCAUCCUUCCGGAUCCAUGCUGGGGAUGUGUACCUCUAUGGGGGCAAGGGGCUGCUGAAAGUGAGCCGGAUCAUCAUCCACCCAGACUAUGUGCAUCCUGGCCUGGGUUCUGAUGUGGCCCUGCUCAGGCUGGCAAAACCUGUGCAAUCUUAUGCUAAUGUCCGGGCUGUCAAGCUGUCCUCUGGGUCUCUUAAUGUCACCCCAAAGGACGUGUGCUGGGUGACUGGCUGGGGAGCAGUGAGCAUGUGGGGAUCACUGCCUCCCCCCUACCGCCUGCAGCAGGUGCAAGUGCAGAUAGUGGACAAUGACCUUUGUGAGGAGAUGUACCAUAAUGCCUCCAGGCACUACUAUCGUGGUCAGAGACUGAUCCUACAGGACAUGUUAUGUGCAGGCAGUGAAGGCCGAGACUCCUGCUAUGGUGACUCAGGCGGCCCUCUGGUCUGCAAUGUGGCAGGCUCCUGGAACUUGGUGGGAGUGGUGAGCUGGGGCUAUGGCUGUGCCCUGAGGAAAAUCCCUGGGGUCUACGCACGCGUGCAGUCCUUCCUGCCCUGGAUCGCUCGGCAGAUAAAGCUGUUCUCCUGA
Molecule: messenger RNA, 840 nt
Organism: Cricetulus griseus (Chinese hamster)
Lineage: Eukaryota; Metazoa; Chordata; Mammalia; Rodentia; Cricetidae
Source: RefSeq, a predicted model, not a curated record